This is a messenger RNA of Sphenostylis stenocarpa, 2373 nucleotides long. The record is from the annotation of a GenBank genome assembly. Lineage: Eukaryota; Viridiplantae; Streptophyta; Magnoliopsida; Fabales; Fabaceae.
AUGGAUUCAAACCAGACACUCUUCUCUUCGGUCACGUUGUUGCAAGACUUACCAUCAAUCCGACAUGAGAUAUACAAUGUGUGCAUGAAUCAACCAAUGAAGAUAGUAUCUGAUGGCAUAUGGAAUCCCCAUGCAAGUGCAAUACCUUCACAAUCUGCAUACACCAUGCUUCAGCUUCAAAUGGUCAUCAUCUUCAUCGUCACGCAAGCUAUUCAUUUCAUUCUCAAACAAUUUGGGAUCCCUCCUUUCGUUUCACAAGUCAUGGCUGGCUUUCUGAUGGGCCCAUCAAUUCCCACAGGACCAUUGGAAAAGUACAAGAGGAUGCUGUUCCCCUUGGGGAGUGCAGAUAUCCUAAGCACAGUCUCAUCCUUAGGCUAUUCAUUUUUCCUCUUCAUAAACUCAGUGCAGAUGGACCUAUCCUUGAUCACCAAAACAGGGAGAAAGGCUUGGGUGAUAGGACUUUGCUCAUAUUUCAUUCCCAUAAUAGUAGGGUUUGUCACCAUGAACUCGGUCAGGCCCUUGUUGGUGGAGAUCAUGGGAGAUGACAUUUAUGGUUUGCCUGUGGUAUUCCUAUCUCACUGUGGUUGCUCCUUUGCUGUGGUCUCAGCGUUGCUCCAUGACCUUAAAAUCCUCAACUCUGAAAUCGGACGCCUCGCACUCUCUGCAGCUUUUGUCAACGAUGUUACAGGUGGAAUCUGUGGAGGAAUUGGCACUGCUUUUGUGAAGAGCCAGGAUUUGGAUGAUUCUAUCCGUACUAGAAACGUGAUGGUAUUUCUUGUUUUCAUAGCCUUGACUCCACUCAUUGGUCGUCCUGCAAUGAGGUGGAUCGUGAGGAAGACCCCAGAAGGUAGACCCGUGAAAAAGAUAUACAUCUAUACCAUCACAAUAGUGUUCUUGGGAUUGGGGUAUUUUGCUGGGAUUUUCCGUGAACCCUUCUUAGUAGCAGCUGUUGUCUUAGGCCUUGCAGUCCCUGAGGGUCCUCCUUUGGGGUCUGAACUGGUUUCCCAUAUUGAGUUGUUCUCCGAGUGGUUCCUCUCCUCAAUUUUUCUCACAUGUUGCACCAUGAAAGUGGAUCUCACCAAAUCUGACUCUCUCUCCGUCGUAAUAGCCAUAUCUGCUUUCAUCAUUUUGGUGCACUUGGUUAGGUGGGUUUUGUGCAUCGGAGUUUGCCGAUACUGUAAAAUGCCCUUCAGUGAUGGUUUUUGCCUUGCUCUCAUUUUGAGCUGCAAAGGGAUUGUGGAUAUCUGCUCCUAUGUUCUUGUCUACGAAACAAUGAUACAAAGCAAACGAGUAGUAAAUGUUAUGAUCAUCUCAGUGUUGUUCCUAGGAACAGCUUCCAGGUUUGGAGUGAAGGCAUUGUAUGACCCUUCAAGGAAAUACGCAGGGUACCAGGAAAGGAACGUCAUGAGCUUGAAAAACAACAGUGAGCUUCGGAUAGUUGCAUGCAUCCACAAGCUAUGCCACACGAUUCACAUCAAGAACUUGCUCCAACUUUGUUCCCCUGCACCAGAAAACAUACUAGUGGCAGACAUUUUACACCUCAUGGAGCUAAUUGGAAGGUCCAAUCCCAUUUUCAUUGCACACAAACUUCAGCAUAGUGUAGGAUCAUCAUCCUACAGCAUCUCUGGGGAACUCAUUGUGACCUUUGACCUUUUCGAACGUGACUGUGUUGGUUAUGCCACUGCUAACACAUACACUGCCAUAUCCCCAGUGAUAUUCAUGCAUGAAGAUGUUUGCAACCUAGCUUUAGACAAAAAUGCAGCCCUUAUAGUACUUCCAUUUCAUGUGAAAUGGGGAGGGGAUGGUUCGAUUGAGUCAGAGGACAGAAACAUAAGGGCACUUAAUUGCAAUGUUUUGGAAAGGGCACCUUGCUCUAUUGGAAUUCUAGUGAACCGUGGCCCUUCUAGCUUCAACUCAACAACUAUCAAAAUGGCCAUGGUUUUCUUGGGUGGACCUGAUGAUAGAGAGGCUUUGUGCUUGGCUAAUAGGUGUGCCAAAGAUGUUAAUAAUAGUUUGUAUGUGUUUAGGUUGUUAGCAGAUAACCAUGAUACCUCCAAUUGGGAUCACAUGAUCGAUGAUGAAGAGUUGAGAAGGGUACGUGGAGCUCAUAUUAAACAAGAUAAUGUGAUCUAUCAAGAGAUUACCAUAGGAGAUGCAUCCCAGACAACGUGUUUCAUCAAAGAUAUGGCCAACCAGUUUGAUUUUAUUGUAGUUGGUAGACGCUAUGGAGUUAGAUCUCCUCAGACCUUUGGGUUAGAGAAUUGGACUGAAUAUUCAGAGCUGGGGGUCAUUGGUGAUUUGCUUGCUUCAAAUGAUACAGAUACUACGGCUUCAGUUCUAGUUGUUCAACAACAAUUAACUUCUAGGUCAUGA